This is a messenger RNA of Microsporum canis CBS 113480, 702 nucleotides long. Its product is annotated as phosphoglycolate phosphatase. Gene Ontology annotation, biological process: dephosphorylation; DNA repair. Gene Ontology annotation, molecular function: phosphoglycolate phosphatase activity. The transcript has a single exon. The record is from RefSeq and is a predicted model, not a curated record. The coding region runs from base 1 to 702 and encodes 233 amino acids. NCBI's taxonomy places the organism in Eukaryota, Fungi, Ascomycota, Eurotiomycetes, Onygenales, Arthrodermataceae.
AUGACCUCCCUUGCCAUCUUUGAUUUCGACGGCACGCUCUUUGACACACAUGAGUCCAUCGAACAGUCAAUUAAACUCACCUUCGAUGCCUUGAUGCCCUCGCAUACCCUGCCGCAGUCAGAAGUCCACCGACUGAUCUCUAGCGGUGCCGGCCUCUCUGAUACUUUCCGAGCACUUCAUCCUGAUCCCACGGCAUUUACUGUAGUGGAAGAGGACAGAUGGAUCGAUAAAUAUCGUGCGAUAUAUGCAACCGAUGGCCAGUUGUUAAUCCGGCCCUUUCCUGGCGCCAAAGACACCUUGCACGAGCUAGAACUCCAAAAGAUCCCUAUUGCUAUCAUCAGUAACAAAGGAGUUGCGGCAGUCAAAACCGCCCUUGAACGCAACGAUAUAGCCAAAUAUAUACCCGAGAACUUGAUUAUUGGCGAUAAGACACCCGGCGCAGAACGAAAGCCUAGUCCUGCUAGUUUUACCGAGGUCUUAGCACCUACGUUACGCACGCAGUAUGGAUUGACUGGUAUCGAUGCUAGCCGUGUCCUAGUUAUUGGCGAUACGGUUGCAGAUAUUCAGUUUGCAAGGAAUAUUGGGGGGCAAGCCUGUUGGUGUCGGUAUGGAUAUGGAGAUCACGGCGCAUGUAAUGAACUAGAGCCAGAGUUCAUCGUUGACUCGCUGCGUGAAGUUGCAGCGCUCACCGCGCGUUCUUAG